UGAGUGCUGAUAACAGGAGCAAAAUUUCGUGUUAUUUAUUUAUUUCGAUUCUCUGCAAAAACUAUUUAAUCGUGAUAUUUCCGGUCUUCACAAGCAAUAAUCCAACCAAAAGGGCGCUCUAUUUAACUCGUGUGAUACGCGUAAGAUUAGUGAUUCAAGUUCCAAGUUCCUGAUCGGGUCCGGAUUCGCCGAUGAGGGAUGAUGGUACAGAAGUGGAAAAUGGUACAGAAUAAGUUGCAGUUCACUGGUGCUAGAAUGUAGAACGCAUGUAUCAGUGUGUAGUGUGUAGUGUGUUGUGAAUUGUGUUUUGCAAACGUGGCCAGAGUAGAUUCCGCAUCUUAGCCACCGCUCUAUCAUCGCCUUCCAACGUCGUCUACCGCAGAAGCAUCGCAGCAGCAUCAGUUGAAAUUGUGUUGUCAGUAGCAACAACGGCAACGUUAACAGGCUCAUUAAAUUCAGCUCCGCUCUAAAACCGUUGGGAGGAAGAAAUCCACACCUCACCCACUCCCACCUUCCUUCUUCCUUCCCCUGGUUGAACCCUCCCCGUACGCCAAGCUGGAUAAUUCAAUCGUAAAUCGGUACCUGAGCGCCGCGGACGACGACUUCGUACAGUGCGUGGAACUCGACAUCCGGCGCUUCAUCGAGCGGGCCAACCCAAAGGCUGUGCUGAUCUUCCCACCGUUCAGCAGCUAUCGUCGCUUUCUGGUUCACCGGGUGUGCGCAAGUCGAUCCUUCAACCAGCAUGACAUCGUAACCUUCUCCAUCGGGAUCGGUGACGAACGGCGCACGGUCGUUUGCUUGCGGCAUCAACUAUUGCUGGACGUUAAGGCAAACCACGGGAAACGGUUCGAAGAAUCGACCGGCGGCGAAUACGGUGCAACUGCGGCCAAAACUUCUCAUUACACCAGCUGGCGUAGUUCAACGACUCCACCGACAGCGUCCACCAGCACCAUCAGCACGAGCAGCUGUGGUAGUCGAACCGGUAGCAACAUUCACGCAACUACUACCACAAGCUCCACCACGACAAACUGUAGCAUCAGUGAAAGACAAGACGGGUCAGCGAAUCAGGACAACAACAUGGGCACGGACACUAUUCUUCUGCAGAGUGGUGGUGGCGCUAUCGGCGUCCAUCAGCAACAAUCACAUCUGUUCGAUAAGGAUGUUGCUGCGUUCGGUGAAGCGAUGAAAGAUCCACCGCCUCAUUCCGAAUCGAACGGGGGACCGGGCACCGGCGUGAAGUUCCCGCCCGUAGUUGGAAUUUAUCGUCCACCGGCGGCAAGGCGGGCCCUGAAUCUAGCGGAAAACGUUGUGCAUCAGCUCGCGCCACCGGCUGCCUGCGAACAUCCGAACGAUUAUGGUCAUUUAGCACCGACCACCCAUCAUCCACCGGCAGCAUCUCGCCACCAGCAGCACCAGGUGCAGCUUCUGCUACACACAACUGCGACCGGUACCCAGCCGGACCAGCCAUUAAUCGCACCAGAUUCCAGAGAAGGCCAUCCGAUAAGAAAGGAUAAAGCGGGUGCAUGCGAAAAAACUGGUCACACCAGACCGGAACCAGACGUGCAGACGGCAUUGCGGACGAACGUUCCGGAUGGUGCGAUAGGAGGAAGUGUCGACAGCAGCAGCAUCACCGGAACUAGUGGCAGCAGAAACGGCAACGAAAUCACCUCACCAAGUGCAAGGACCAACCGACCUCCUCGUGAACGACGGCCAGAUCGUGCAGUGUAUGUUCCGCGCGCUCGCCGUAGCUUAACAACACCUCCCGCAACCCCGUCUCAACCACAAUCUUCUCCUGCUGAACCUACAUCUCCAGCCAAGGGUUUAUUGCGCACAGCGGCUUCUAAUCGUGUGCAACCACGUCCCGAACCGGGGUCAUCAUCUGAACCGGUAACAGCACCAAUAUCAUCAACAACCUUCCAACCAGUGUCUUCCAAAGAAGUUGUUAAGUUAAAAGAGAGCAAACGUAAGCUGUCGGAACUUACAACAGCCGGGCAGCUAACGACAAGCGGCAAUACUGACACACUGAACUGUGAUACUGUGAUAAAGGCGGAGGCUCCGUUAAAUGCUCACAAACCAGCUGUCGGUGAGGUUUCAUUAGAAUCGUUUAAAAAGCGAAACAAUAGUUUAGAAGAGCAUCAACCACAACGGCAGGAACUUCAGCCUUGCUCUACAGGAUUGGGUGAGGUGGAGAACUCUAGCCAAGAAGUGUCGCAGGACCUUUCCGACCCCAAACCAUUCGAAGUCACGAUGCAUCGCAACAAUCAACGGAACAACCGUAAUGUGCGGAAUGCGACCAGCAUGCCAUCACCACUUGCCACCAGUAUGCUCAUUACCGAUCCGAACGGGACAGAAAAGCUCGAUCGCGAUGAGAAGGAACUGCGACGCGCUUCGCAGGAAAUUAAUCGUAGCAACCGGCGCAUUAUGAAGCAAACGUUCAACUCGGACGUACUGGAAAUCGAUGAUCCUGCACCUGCGCCAGUACCGGUGGUACAAAAACCGGCUAAAGUUAUGCGGGCACCUGUGGUAGCCACCGAGCCAAAGAAGGUUGAGGUAAAGAAGCCAACUGGCACGUUGGGAAGCGUGGGAGCUGUUUCGAACGGAACUGCAAUCAAUAAUGGUAGUUCGGCUGAAGGAGAAGAGGAUGAGGAUGAUUGGGAAACAAUGUACGAUGAUAAUGGUGAUUGUUUGAAUCCUAAGAUGCUCGAAGAACUCACCACGGCUGUGGGGAAAGUGUCGAUUGAAACGCCCCAAUCGGAUUAUAAGUUGUUCGAGACAAAGCAGGCUGUGCUGAAUGAAGAAGAGUUUCCACACGUGCUGGAAGUGUCCAACUUUCCGGCCGAAUUCAAAACCCAGGAUUUGAUGAUGCUGUUCUCGCAGUACAAGGAGAGUGGGUUCGACAUCAAAUGGGUCGACGACACUCAUGCGUUGGCUGUGUUCAGUAGCUCAAAAAUUGCUGCUGAAGUACUCACUACAGGCCUUUCGUUUGGGCGCGUGAAACCGCUUGGCGAAGCUACGGCAGAGUCGCGAUCGAAGGCCCGCAAGUGUGCUAGCUCGCUGCAACCGUACCGUGCCCGCCCCGAAACGUGUGCCGCGAUGGCACGCAGGAUGGUAACGUCAGCACUCGGCGUAAAGCUAAAAACGGCACCUGAGGAACGUGAAAAUGAACGUCGAGUUCUGCGUGAAGCCAAAGAACGAAAAAGACUCGCGGCCAAGCAGCGAGAUGAGGUUUGGGACAGCUAGUGCUAAGGACACCUAGCUGGUGGAACCUUCAUCAAACGCACCUUCACGGGUCAAACAUCUAUCGUUUCACGUUUUAAGCUGCCACGGUUGCCAUAUCCUUUAUAAGAUGAAAAAUUGUAAUUUUGUUUCAAGUAAACAAUAGAUCUCGUGGACCGUCACGUCACCGAGUGCAGCUUGGGAAAACGGUCGAUGGAGGAAAAAUCCCACAAAAAAAAAAAACAACGGUAGAUGCGGCAGGCAGGUGCAGCGUAUUUGUGUAUGCAUUUUUAUUUUAUACUUUUUUGUUUGUUUUUGGAACACCCCGUAAAUGCGGAGGGCGUUAGGUAAAACUAGUUUUACAUAGAUUCAUCCCUGGGAUUAGGACCACUGUGAAACAACAAACAGUACAAGCACCGUUAACGCCAAUGAACGGGAUGGGUGAUGUCAGCAACAUACACUGAUUUUGUAUUAUUAUUGUGAGGUUGUUUGAAACGGUGUACAGUCAGUAAAACACGUAGAUAUGGGUUCAAAUCCCCUUGCGAAUCGAGCGCUCGAUAUCCGAUCAAGUUUGUUCAAUCAAGUCUCAGUUGGCCAAGAUCUGGAGGUUUUGGAGCCUAAAACGGAAGAAAAUGUUAAGAGAGUGAUCGGUGGUCAGCUGUUUUGUAUUAGGGAUCGGGAAGUUUAGUUUAUUAUUCUUACACACUAGAAGAGUUUCAAGAAGGAUCGAAGAGUCAUGCAUGGAGUAAUCAAUCAAACCCGAUUACAAAUAUAUUAGAAAUUGUCUACGAUAGAUGUAUGUGCAUUCGUGCAUGUUAAAGACAGUGGAACGUAGCAUACUUAAAACCAGCAUAUAUAUAUUAUAUAUACAAGAUGUGUAAAGGCGUGAGUGGCAAUUUUUGUCAGCUCGUUCGCCACAGCGUUUAUAUCUCUUAUUUACAAAGCAACAAUAAUCAUGAGAAAUGAUCCUAAUAAAGAAUGUAAUUCAGAUGUUUAA
This is a messenger RNA of Anopheles stephensi (Asian malaria mosquito), 4213 nucleotides long. RefSeq lists its product as uncharacterized. The coding region runs from base 1078 to 3240 and encodes 720 amino acids. NCBI's taxonomy places the organism in Eukaryota, Metazoa, Arthropoda, Insecta, Diptera, Culicidae. Gene Ontology annotation, molecular function: nucleic acid binding. The transcript is spliced from 9 exons. The record is from RefSeq and is a predicted model, not a curated record.